UUGCGAAGCGCACUUGUUGAAGUAUAAAACCAGCAAAACAACAGUGGCAGAACACCGUUCUGAUUUUAAUGAAGCGUAUUUAAUACGAAACUAUGCUGUUCAUAUCCAUCCGCUAGUGUAGUGGUAUACGCGGUGAGUGUGUUAUUUCCUUUUUCCUCGGCUGCGAUAAGUGUUCGCACUUUGGCUCCUCCGGUGGUGUGCAGCCAGUGCAGCUGCGCAGGCGGCGAGAGCAACACUGAAUUUAUUCGCUCUUGGAAAUAGAAAAGACGUGUACAGGAUAUUACGAUGCCGAGAAUCAUGGGCAGUGAUUAUCGAAUGUGGACUCUAUAACGUGUGCUCCACGAGAAGGUGUCGAACGGAUUUCAGCACAGGGCACUUUGGAAAAUGGCAAGAGAACACUUGCUUGUGCGCGGCGUCGACUGCUUCCCGAGUUCACUCAAGGUACCGUUCAUGCAAGCUGUGCCCGACAACCUGCGAUGUAAACUCUGCCGGAAUGUUUCGACGCGCAUCGUGAUGGAUACCGAUGAUCACACUUACUGCCAAGAUUGCAUCAAUAUGGUGGACGAAGGUGGCACAUUUAGAUGCGUUGUCGACGAUGUAGUUGAACACAUUGCGACGUUGCGGACAUGCCCCGACGCGUGGAAGAAGAUACUUGGUCUCACAGUCAAAUGCCCCAAGAGUAAUUGUAUGUAUCAAGCUACACUCCAGGAUUUGCAGGUACAUUACCCCAACUGUAGAAGUGAGGGCGUACGGUGUCCUCUGUGCAACACAUGUGUUAGUGCAGAAGGUUUGGCUCUGCAUACAAAUCAGGAGUGCCCUCAACGUGAUCUCGAGUGUCCCUUCUGUCAGAAAGAGCAGAAGGCAUGCACGCUUGACGAACACAUGGAAGCCUGCGAUCAGAGGCCUGCGACAUGCGAACAUUGCCACACAGAUUUCGAGACAUUUUUAGAGGUCAGGGACUUCCAUUAUGCUGUAUGUCCAAGGAAGCCCAUAGGAUGUCCUUACACGAGAUUUGGAUGCAAGUUCGUGGGUAUCAGAGAAGAAGUCGAUGCCCACACUAGACAGGAUCAGCAUAUCAAGAUGGUCAUAGACAAUUUUGAGUGCCAACGACGCGAAUUAAGGGAAGUGAAGGAUAAAUUUGAGCAGCUACAGACACUGGUCAGGAACCUCGAAGAAAGUCGGAGCGAAGAUCUGCAACACCGGUUGAGCCUAGAAGACGAACUGAGAGCCGCCAAUAAUGAGAUCAAGGCGCUGAAGCAAACCGUCGACAGCUACUUCAAGAGAGGUGAGGACACUGAUGUCAAAGUGCAAGAGCUCUAUCAGCGGAUAGACAUCUUCGCGACGCCAAUGGGAGAACUGCUAAAAAACAUCGCAGCGCAGAACUUGUAGCAGUGCUGUCACAGUUCACCUCUUUCUUUUUCUCCCCCUUUCUUUUUUCCAUAGCGUUUGGUACACAUUUCGACUGUAAGCCUAUACUUCUGCUUCGUAUUUUUUCGUUUUGUUAUAGAAUUGCGCAAUAAAUUCCAUGGAAAACAUG
This is a messenger RNA of Ornithodoros turicata, 1537 nucleotides long. Its product is annotated as TNF receptor-associated factor 2-like. The record is from RefSeq and is a predicted model, not a curated record. The coding region runs from base 385 to 1389 and encodes 334 amino acids. The transcript has 11 exons. Gene Ontology annotation, molecular function: zinc ion binding. Lineage: Eukaryota; Metazoa; Arthropoda; Arachnida; Ixodida; Argasidae.